Stegodyphus dumicola is the source of this 432-nucleotide messenger RNA. RefSeq lists its product as uncharacterized. NCBI's taxonomy places the organism in Eukaryota, Metazoa, Arthropoda, Arachnida, Araneae, Eresidae. The record is from RefSeq and is a predicted model, not a curated record.
AUGGUUUCGGACAUGUUAUCUCAGAUCGAAUCGUUGCAACUGGAAUAUUAUGAUGUCAUUGAUGAUGAAAAUUUAUCGAGUGUGGAUUUAGAAUUUGAAGAAAUGGAAGACCGUUUAGAAGAAAUAAAGGUAAGCUUACAAACAUUAUUAUUAAAUUCAGAUUUAGUUGAUAAAUCUUUAACGAAUGAUAUUAAGAAUCCUAAUUCUAUCUCUAUUAAGUUACCUGAUUUAAGCUUACCAGAAUUUGAUGGUUGUAUUGAGAACUGGAGUGAUUUUAAAAACCAAUUUGAUAGUUUGAUUACAAAUAACUCUUCUUUAAAUGAUAUUAAAAAAUUGUUCUAUUUGCGUUCUGCAUUAAAAAGAGACGCGAAAGCUGUAGAAAUUCAAGACAGUUUUCAGUCUUUAUUUGAGGUUUUGGCUAAAAUUCCAUAA